AUGGGAGGAGGACAUACAUUAAACAUUGAGGGAUUGGCUCAAUCAGCCAACGAAUUACCCAAGACACCAUACCCAGCAUGGGCUUUUUCAGCGUUGCUUCUCUAUAAAGGUGUCACGUCGCACAAGCCAAUUGCUAACUCCACUGGAACGUCUGGAGGAUCAGCCAAAUUUAGUCAAUGGCUAUCGGUUUCGAAGCCAUCAAGAUUAUCAUGCUUCACUUUUGGUGCUGCCCACUUGCUUGGGGGAUGGAUUAUCUACGAUGGGGAUCUUGCUAAUGGUGCAGGUUUCAACUUCGCAUGGUCAACGCUAUACUUGAUUGUCAACGGGACUGCAAGUGUCAAAAGUUUGGCUUUAGGAAGAUUGAACCCAAUUGGUUUAAGUGUAUUGGCACUUGGAAACGUUGGAAUGUACGGUAAGCAAUUCUUUUGGCAUUAA
Debaryomyces fabryi is the source of this 435-nucleotide messenger RNA. RefSeq lists its product as uncharacterized. Gene Ontology annotation, cellular component: mitochondrion. The transcript has a single exon. The record is from RefSeq and is a predicted model, not a curated record. Lineage: Eukaryota; Fungi; Ascomycota; Pichiomycetes; Serinales; Debaryomycetaceae. The coding region runs from base 1 to 435 and encodes 144 amino acids.